AUGUACAGCAAACUGGAAAUUGUUGCAAAGCUCACUAGUCUACUGAUUUAUUUUUCGGUAUCAGGAUCGGCUCAAUUCCUGGAGACCAUCAGUGGAGAAAGAGGACAUGCACUAUCGCCAGAUGCAGUGGGUCCAUGGACAGCCUUACUGCAUUAAUCCGGGCGCAUCGUUUGCGUAGGAGCCCUAGUGCACGAGCGGUGUAUCCUGACAGAUGUACAAUGUGGAGACUCCGUUGGGUACGGAAGAAUUGGUUCUGAACUGGCGGAAGACCAUGUGGUCGCUGCAUUCUUCAGAAACGCCAACUUUAAUCCGAAAACGCAGGCGAAUAACAUUGCCCUAAUGAAACUGGUCCGAACCGUUGUGUACAAAGAGCAUAUAAGACCGGUCUGCAUUCUGCUAGACUUACGAAUGCAGACGUUAGCUGAUGACAUGGACUAUUUCAACGGAACUACAUGGCAGAACUCAGACAACAGCUCUGGGCUGAGGUCCAUAACUGUGGUCCGGAUGCCGCAGGCAUGUGGAGAACUGGACAAGAGUCAGUUCUGUGCCGGCCUCAAGGAUCUGGAAUCCUGUGACGAACCCUCUGGCGCAGCCUUGACUUGUGAAAUUAACUACAUUGGUCCAAGCCGGGCAGUUCUGUUUGGAAUCGCGAAUUCAGUUGAUGGAAAAUGCUCAAACUCGCGAACUUACACCGAUGUGGUAAGACUGCACCACUGGAUCGGAAUGGUAAUCUAUUCCUUCAACACCAAAGAUGCUAUGGACGAACCACACAAUACUGUUGCAACUGAACUGGACGAACUGUAUAGAACACAACGAAAGAACAGCGGCUUUGAAACCACGUCUAGGAAAAAAUAA
Messenger RNA from Drosophila yakuba, 855 nucleotides. RefSeq names its product serine protease grass. Gene Ontology annotation, molecular function: serine-type endopeptidase activity. Gene Ontology annotation, biological process: proteolysis. NCBI's taxonomy places the organism in Eukaryota, Metazoa, Arthropoda, Insecta, Diptera, Drosophilidae. The record is from RefSeq and is a predicted model, not a curated record.